This is a messenger RNA of Dioscorea cayenensis subsp. rotundata (Guinea yam), 708 nucleotides long. Its product is annotated as wound-induced protein 1-like. The transcript has a single exon. The annotation marks the transcript as partial. The record is from RefSeq and is a predicted model, not a curated record. NCBI's taxonomy places the organism in Eukaryota, Viridiplantae, Streptophyta, Magnoliopsida, Dioscoreales, Dioscoreaceae.
UCAGUUUAUCUGAAGAUCAUCAUAAAAAAAAAGAAGCAGGAACUGGCUAACUCGAGUGAGAUAAUACUGGAGGAAGAGAGCCGUGAGGACCGGAACAAGUGGGUGGUUCUGGCGCUAUAUGAAGCGUUGAACGCCAGAGACGUGGACGCUGUGCACCGGCUUCUGGCACCGGACAUCGAGUGGUGGUUCCAUGGACCGCCGGCGUUCCAGCACAUGAUGCGUUUGCUGACCGGCGCGUCUACGCACGAGCCGUUUGAGUUUGUUCCACUGCACGUGCAGGCUUUGGAAAGCACUGUGUUGGUUGAGGGUUGUGAUAAGACACGCUCUGUGUUUUGGGUUCAUGCUUGGACUGUUUCAACGGAUGGGGUAAUAACUCAGGUGAGGGAGUACUUUAAUACUUGUCUCACUGUUACUCAGGCUAAAAAGCACUGUUUGUUGCCGGUGUGGAGGAGUAGGUUGCCGGACAGGGCUGGCAAGUCAUUGCCUGGUCUUGUUCUUGCUAUAUAGUUUUUCUUAUUGUUAGUUUGUUUGUUUGUUUGUUUUAGUACUCUGUUUGUUUUGUUGUUUAUGGGCUGAGGUUUGUGUGUGGUUCUGUGUUUGUUUAAUUGUUUGUAAGUGGUUUGUAAAACUUGUUGUAAGUGGAGAGGAUGAAGGUGGUGGGGAAGUGGGAUGAGAAUUGGAAUAAUAAAAGAUGGUGUUUUAUUAUUA